Messenger RNA from Coregonus sp. 'balchen', 2195 nucleotides. The record is from the annotation of a GenBank genome assembly. Lineage: Eukaryota; Metazoa; Chordata; Actinopteri; Salmoniformes; Salmonidae.
AUGGCCAUAGACCACAGACUACUGUAUGUUUGGCCCAACAUCACUGAGAAUGAUGUUGAGGUAGUAAGACAUAUUGCAGAAGCACUGGAAAAUGAGAACUUGACCUCAGCUGCAGGCAAGAUUCAAAAGUAUUUGGAGGAGUUGAGCUAUGUGCAGCUGAAUAUUAAGUCACAGGGGAGUCUGGCUCUGGUAAAUCCACCUUUAUCAAUGUAAUCAGAGGCCUGAGGGAUGAAGAAGGGUCUGCUGACACUGGUGCAACUCAGACCACUGAAAGCAACACCUUACCCACACCCACAAUAUCCAAAUGUCAAAAUGUGGGAUCUCCCUGGUGUAGGCACUAGACAUUUCAAACCAGAGGAUUACCUUCAACAAGUUGGAUUUGAGCGCUAUGACUUUUUUCAUCAUUUCAUCAGAGCGUUUCAGAGUCAAUUAUGUUACGCUGGCAAAGGAGAUCCAGAGAAUGAAGAAGUUGUUCUACUUUGUGCGCUCUAAGAUCGAUGCAGAAAGAAAAAGGAAGAAGAAUUUCAACCAGGAUGAGACAAUUGAAAAAGUAGAGUAUACACCGCAACUAUCCAGUGUAUGCGACAAUAAAACAUAUUUUUUUUAAUGUACAAGAGAAACGGUCAUUUCAUAUUGCAAAGCCACAUUCUGGAGUCUGUAUAGCCAAUUCACUUAUUAUUAUAUUUUUUAUCAUGUUCAUUAUCUCCAGCACCAUACCAAUGUCUGCCUAUAUGAAAACCGUGAAACACAGUUCCAAAACAUUUUUGGGGUGGGGGCAAUUUUCCCAUGACCUUUUCUUUGUAUCUUUUGGACUACAGUACGUAGAAAACUGCUGUUUUUACAUACAGUACACUGAGUAUUUAGUUGCACCCCCCUUUGCCCUCAGAACAGCCUCACUUCGUCGGGCAUGGACUACAAAGUUUCGACAGCGUUCCACAGAUAUGCUGGCCCAUGUUGACUCCAAUACUUCCCACAGUUGUUUCAAGUUGGCUGGAUGUCCUUUGGGUGGUGGACCAUUCUUGAUACACACAGGAAACUGUUGAGUGUGAAAAACCCAGCAGCGUUGCAGUUCAUGACACACUCAAACCGGUGCACCUGGCACCUACUACCAUACCCCGUUCAAAGACACUUAAAUCUUUUGUCUUGCCCAUUCACCCUUUGGAUGGCACACAUACACAAUCCAAGUCUCAAUUGUCUCAAGGCUUAAAAGUCCUUCUUGAAACCUGUCUCCUCCCCUUCAUCUACACUGAUUAAAGUGGAUUUAACAGGUAACAUCAAUAACGGAUCAUAGCUUUCACGUAGAUUCACCUGGUCAGUCCAUGUCAGGGAAAGAGCAGAUGUUCCUAAUGUUUUGUACACUCAGUGUAUGUAGACACUGGUAUGGUGCUGGUGUAGAAUAAAGCCUAAUGUUAAAAAGUGGCUUUUUAAAGCCCCCCCCCAAAAAAAAAAAUUUUUUAGGGAAACUCACCCUAUCAGACAAUUGUCGCAUCUUUUUACUAUGCAAACUUUCUAAAUGUCGACAACAGAAAAAUCACUGGGCAAGUUAAUGGAAACAUAGUUACUGUUGUGGUUGUACUUGUCUUGAUUUUAUUUACUUUGCUCUUCUUAGGACUUUGAGUAUCAUGGUGUGGAGUCUCCUCAGGUCUUCCCCAUCUCCAGUUGAGUUACCUCUCUAUGAUUACCCCAUACUGGAGGAGACUAUGGAGAAGGAACUUCCUGAUCACAAGAGGUGUGUCCUGCUGUUAGCCUGAAAAUCAACCAGAGGAAGAAAGAGCCUCUCCAAGCCAACAUAUGGAGAUCAGCUCUUGUAUCUGGCAGCAAUACCAAUUCCAGGUCUUUCCUUUAGUGUAGAUAUAACCAUCUUGGUAAGGGAGAUCAUUAUGUACUACCAGGCUUUUGGUCUUGAUAAUGAGUCUCUGCAGAGCCUUGCUGGUAGAACAAAUGUGCCAGUGGAGGAGCUGAAAGCAGUCCUCAAGUCCCCUCUGAACAAGGAGAUAAGCCAAGACGCAUCAAAAUUCUGGACCAUGGCAGCUGGGUCAACAUUGAUGGUGGUUGAAUACUUAUUGAGUACCAUUCCAGUCUUGGGCUCCGUUGCUGCAGGAGGCAUUUCAUAUGGCACCACCUACUACAUGCUGAAGAGCUGUCUGAAUGAGCUGUCUGAAGAUGCACAAAAUGUACUGAAGGCCGAUGAGUGA